This is a messenger RNA of Annulohypoxylon truncatum, 1707 nucleotides long. RefSeq names its product MFS general substrate transporter. The record is from RefSeq and is a predicted model, not a curated record. Gene Ontology annotation, molecular function: transmembrane transporter activity. Gene Ontology annotation, biological process: transmembrane transport. The coding region runs from base 1 to 1707 and encodes 568 amino acids. The transcript has 2 exons. Lineage: Eukaryota; Fungi; Ascomycota; Sordariomycetes; Xylariales; Hypoxylaceae.
AUGGACGACAUCACGGCCCCUAACCCCAAGACGACAAUGGAUGCCGAGCCCCCAGCUGCGCCAGCCAUUCCAGUGGAGCUAGCAGAGCAACGCCCCAACGAUCAAGUUAUCGAGCCCCUCGACGUGCUCGAAGCCCCUGAAAUCCGCACGAAGCUGCGCAUCUAUUCCAUCUUAAUCUCACUCUAUCUCGUCCUCUUCGUAGCAGCCCUAGACCAAACCAUCGUCGCAACAUCCAUCCCCACAAUCUCCUCCUCCCUGCGCUCCGCCUCCGGCUACAUCUGGAUCGGCGGCGCGUACCUUCUCGCCAACGCCGCCGCGGGGCCCAUCUGGGCCAAAUGCAGCGACAUAUGGGGCCGCAAACCCGCGCUCCUAAGCGCCGUCGCCUUGUUCGCCGGCGCCAGCGUAAUCGCGGCGCUCAGCUCCUCCAUGGCGAUGCUGAUCGCCGCGCGCGCGCUGCAGGGCGCCGCCGGCGGCGCCCUCAUGCAGCUCGUGACCAUCACGAUUUCCGACUUGUUCAGCGCGCGCCGCCGCGCGCUGUACUUCGGGCUGCUGGGGUUGGUAUGGGCCGUCGCCGCGGCGGCGGGGCCGCUGGUCGGCGGCGCGCUGACACAGCUCGCGAGCUGGCGAUGGUGUUUCUGGAUUAACCUACCCGUGUGCGCGCUCGCGUUCGUGCUGUUGCUGUUUCUCUUGGACGUGCAUAAUCCGCGCACGAAGCUGCGCGAGGGCGUGGGGGCUAUCGAUUGGUUCGGCACGCUGGCUAUUCUCGCCGUCACUAUUUUGCUGCUUCUCGGGCUGGAUUUCGGUGGGGCGAUAUUUCCCUGGAAUAGUCCGAAGGUUGUUUGCUUGAUCGUGUUCGGGGCGGCGAUGAUUGGUUUCUUCGUGUUUAGUGAGAAACGCCUUGCUAAGUACCCCUUGAUGCCGUUGAGCAUAUUCAAGAAUUGGUCCAACAACGCGACUUUUAUUCUCGCUUUCAUGCAUAGUAUGGUUUCUAUCGGUGUGGAAUACUACCUGCCGCUAUAUUUUCAAAGCGUAAAGCAAGCUUCGCCUUUCCACAGUGGUCUCCUGAUUAUACCUAUGAUGAUAACUGAAGCAGCUGUGGACAUUUCGGCGGGUAUAUUGAUUCAUCGAACAGGUCGCUACAGGGAAAUCAUCUGGGCCGGAGUAACGCUUAUGACAUUAGGCACAGGCCUGUAUAUCACAUUUGGCACCAACACAUCCACUGCCAAAAUCAUCGGGCUCGAAAUCAUCGGUGGUCUCGGCCCUGCGCUUCUCUUCCAAGCUCCCAUGCUGGCCGUCCAAAACACUGUCAAGCAGGCCGAUACAGCGGCAGCCACUGCAGCCUUGGGAUUUACCCGCAACCUAGCAACAGCGCUAUCCAUCGUGCUCGGCGGAGUCGUGUUCCAGAAUAGCAUGUCUUCCCGUCAGUCAUCUCUCGCAGCCGCCGGUCUUAGCGGGUCUGUUCUCAGCGCCUUGUCGGGCGACCGAGCAGCUGCGAACGUGGAGAUCGUCAAGACUAUCCAGGAUGCUUCUCAGCGCUUAGCUGUUCAAGAUGCCUUCGCGUGGAGCAUCAGGAAUAUGUUCAUCAUGUACACAGGCGUGGCCGGUGUGGCGAUGGUGGCGAGCGCUUUUAUCAAGCAUCAGCGUCUGAGCACUGAACACGCGGAGACGAAGACGGGAAUCCAAGAGCUGACGCAACGAGAGACUUGA